Tinamus guttatus (white-throated tinamou) is the source of this 923-nucleotide messenger RNA. Lineage: Eukaryota; Metazoa; Chordata; Aves; Tinamiformes; Tinamidae. The record is from RefSeq and is a predicted model, not a curated record.
UCAAUGAAGGCUCAGGUGAAACCAAUCAAAAAGAGACAUCGACCUGUGACAUUUGCCAGUUUGGGGCAGAGUGUGAUGAAGAUGCAGAGGAUGUUUGGUGUGUGUGCAACAUUGACUGUUCUCAAACCAACUUCAAUCCUCUCUGUGCUUCCGAUGGGAAAUCUUAUGAUAAUGCGUGUCAAAUCAAAGAGGCAUCGUGCCAGAAACAGGAGAAAAUUGAAGUCAUGUCUUUGGGUCGAUGUCAAGAUAAUACAACAACAACCACAAAAUCUGAAGAUGGGCAUUACGCGCGGACAGAUUACGCAGAGAAUGCGAAUAAACUGGAGGAGAGUGCGAGAGGCAUCUACAUCCCUUGUCCAGAGCACUACAACGGCUUCUGCAUGCACGGGAAGUGCGAGCACUCCACCAAUAUGCUGGAACCGUCUUGCAGAUGUGAUGCCGGCUAUACUGGGCAACACUGUGAAAAAAAAGACUACAGCGUUUUAUACGUGGUUCCAGGUCCGGUACGGUUUCAGUAUGUCUUAAUAGCAGCCGUGAUUGGGACGAUCCAGAUUGCUAUCAUCUGCGUUGUGGUCCUCUGCAUUACCAGGAAAUGCCCCAGGAGCAACAGAAUCCACAGACAGAAGCAGAACACGGGGCACUACAGCUCAGACAACACAACAAGAGCAUCGACAAGUUCUAGUGGCAAUUUUGAGUCUACUGAACUCAGUAGUAGGGUUUUGAGUUGGUCGAAGAUCAGCGACAAUUAUGGAUGUGGGAAAGGUGAAGAAUAAUUUAACCUUCAUUGAGGAGGGAUAAAAUAUUUCAGACUCGGAGUCAACUACAUUUCAUCAGCCUUCUUCUCCCAUAUCAUCAUUCACUCCCCCAUAGCUUAGGAAACCUUUGCUUUCUAAAUUCAGUUCUCACUGAAGGGGGAAUGGAAA